AUGGAGGAUAUAGGAUUGGUUAAGCAAGGUUUGACGUGGUUGCAGUCUCAGAAACAUCUCUGCUCGUGGGUUUGUGCUGCAAUGCAAUGUUAUGGGGGAAAGACAGAAGCUUUCGUGGAGCGUCACUGGCCACUAGUGUGCAGUGGUUGUGAGAAGCUUUUAGGGUUUCUUAGUUUGUCUUUUGUUUACUGGAAAGACUGCAUUUUGAGGGGUUUCCAGUCCAGUGCCAAGUUUGGCUCAGCUGCUUUGCUCUUGAUCAUGUGGAGUUGCUUUCUUAGCCUGACUUCAGUUUCUUGCUUGGUCUAUGUUCUCCUCGGUUUGGGAGCUGCUGGUGCUGUUGUCGUGUACUUAGGUUGCACUCCGGGGAUCUUCAUUGUAGGACUAUUUGGGAUUUUAAUAAUGUGGAUGUACGCUAACUUUUGGAUCACCGGAACAUUAUUUAUAGUUGCAGGUUAUUUGUUCUCCUUGAAUCACGCACGAGUGGUGGUUCUUAUGGCGACUGUUUAUGCAAUUUACUCUGUCAAUGUCAGACUUGGAUGGCCUGGAGUUAUCCUCUCAAUGAAUCUUGCAUUCUUGUCCAACGAUGUAUUUAUUCGUCUUCUUCAGUGGUGUGAUACUGUUAGUGAAAAAACACAACCGGAGGAGCCAAAGAAACCUGAAACUGUACUAGAGGAAGAGUUUCCUGGAGAGUUUGAGUACCCUUCUGCUCCUCCUGUUGAAGAGCCAGAGAAAAAGGUUCACGAGAAUAAGUCAGCCAAUAAGCCAGCAUCUCCGGCAACUGUCGUUAGUAACUUGAAGGAGGUUUCUAGUGUUAAAGUAGUAAAUGUAGAAACAGAUUCAGCUGAUGAGAUGAAAAGAAUACUGGAUAGUUUGAAUCACUAUGAAGCUUUGGGGUUCCCUCGGCAUAACAAGAUUGAUGCUGCGGUGCUUAAGAAAGAGUACAGAAAGAAGGCAAUGCUGGUUCAUCCGGAUAAGAAUAGGGGAAGUCCUUUGGCAAGUGAAUCAUUCAAGAAACUUCAAUGUGCUUAUGAGGUUCUCUCUGAUGCUGUUAAGAGGAGAGAUUAUGAUGAUCAGUUAAGGAAAGAAGAAUCUAGGACCAGAGUUGUCUGUCAGACAUCACAUGCUUCUUCGCAUCAGAAUGGUCCAGAUUAUCGAUCAGAAGAGUCAAGGCGCAUACAUUGUACUAAGUGCGGUAAUUCACACAUUUGGGUAUGUACCAACAGGAGUAAGGCAAAGGCUAGAUGGUGUCAGGAUUGUGGUCAAUAUCAUCAAGCUAAAGAUGGUGACGGAUGGGUUGAACACAAAGGGACUUUAGUAUUCGAGAGAGCACAUAAGAUUGAAAUACCACGAGCUUUUGUUUGUGCCGAGAGCAAGAUCUUUGAUGUCUCAGAAUGGGCUAUAUGCCAGGGAAUGGCAUGUAGACCAAACACACAUAGACCAAGUUUCCAUGUGAACAUGGUUGGUUUGGAAAAGACAACGCAGAGAUCAAACUCGAGCAGGUUCCCGUGGGAUCUUGAUGUGGAGAUGAUGGACGAGGAUGAAGAAGAGUUUGAGUUAUGGCUUCAACAAGCUAUGGCUUCUGGUCUCUUCUGUGAGACAUCAAAACAACGCAGAAAAAGCUGGAGUCCUUUCAAGUUAACCAAGAAACAGUCGCGAAGAACAUCAACUUGA
This is a messenger RNA of Eruca vesicaria subsp. sativa (arugula), 1671 nucleotides long. Lineage: Eukaryota; Viridiplantae; Streptophyta; Magnoliopsida; Brassicales; Brassicaceae. The record is from the annotation of a GenBank genome assembly.